This is a messenger RNA of Lodderomyces orthopsilosis Co 90-125, 1221 nucleotides long. RefSeq lists its product as uncharacterized. Lineage: Eukaryota; Fungi; Ascomycota; Pichiomycetes; Serinales; Debaryomycetaceae. Bases 1 to 1221 code for a protein of 406 amino acids. The record is from RefSeq and is a predicted model, not a curated record. Gene Ontology annotation, biological process: GPI anchor biosynthetic process. Gene Ontology annotation, molecular function: hydrolase activity. Gene Ontology annotation, cellular component: endoplasmic reticulum. The transcript has a single exon.
AUGAAAGAUUUUCGAGUGUUGCUAUACUUACUCAUCUCGUGGGUUAUUGCAUUCCUUAUAAAUGAGAAAUAUGUUCCCUACAGAACAAUCCGAAAAUGCAAAUGGCCCAAGCUCAACCAAGGUGAUAAUGUCAUGAAACAACAAACCAAUAUUUUACUCAUUGCCGAUCCACAAUUGAUUGAUAAUCAUACUUAUCCUGGUCGUAACCCAUAUUUACUUAGUCUAUCGCAACAUACAGUUGAUCAACAUUUGAAACGUAACUAUGCACAGUUGACUAAGCUAAACCCCAAUUCAACAAUUUUUUUGGGUGAUUUAUUAGAUAAUGGACGGGCUUCAACUGAUGAAUAUUUUGCUCAAGAACUAGCUCGAUUCAGAUCGAUUUACCCCAAAACCCCAAAAAUGUAUACUAAUCUUCCCGGGAACCAUGAUAUUGGGUUUGGUGAUUUGAUUAGGACCGAUAUACGCGAUCGAUUUGGCGAAACUUUUGGUAACCCAAAUUUACAAACUAGUAUUAAUGGAGUCGAAUUUAUCUUGGUUGAUACUACUAGUUUAUCAUCAACUAAGGACCUGAUUAAUCAAGCUGCAAGGGGGUUUGUGAACGGAUUACCCAAAAAGGGUAUGCCAAGGAUCUUGUUAUCGCAUGUACCUCUUUUUCGUGAUCCAAAUACAAAUUGUGGACCGUUGCGAGAAAAACCUAAAUUUGAAUCUUUAGGAAGAGGAUAUCAGUAUCAGAACUCACUUACUAAGGAGAUAUCUAAUCAACUACUUGAGAAGAUUGAACCGGAUUUGAUAUUUUCGGGUGAUGAUCAUGAUUAUUGUGAUAUUGUCCAUCCUCAAGGAACGAGAGAGAUUACCGUAAAGUCGGUUUCAAUGGCGAUGGGGAUAUAUUACCCUGCAGUUCAGUUACUCAGUUACAGUAAGCUGCCUGAAGGAUUGAAGUAUCAAACCAAGAUUUGCUACAUGCAAACACCCUAUAUAAACGUUGUGGUGUAUAUCGUCUUGGCGAUAAUAUCAAUCGUGGUCAUACUUCAACAAAAUUUACGAUUGAAAACAGGAAACUCUAGUUGGACAAUAUUACCCUUGAGCAGACUGAAACGAGAAGAAAAGAGUAAGAUGGGCACUGGUGGAUGGAGAAAACAGAUGUUUUUGGAUGUGGUUAAAGAGGGUUUAGCUAUGGCAGUGGUGGUAAUAUUAGUUUAUAAAUAUUUUAUUGCAAUAUAG